CGACAGCACAACGUUCAUUGAGCAUCUCAUCAAUGCGGAUGCGGCGGAGAUGCAGGCAUAGCUGCUCGGCUCCGAAGAGCGAGUAGAGAUUCUGCGCAUCGCUAUUGUCACAGCCAUUUCCCAGCGAUUGCCCCACCAAACAGUCUAUCAUGCCGGGUUCCAAGCCAUUCACCGUCGAUCUCAAGAUCGAAUUGCUUGAACUCUUGCUGGAGCUGGCAGAGGAUUGGGUAGAUGGCGAUGAUCCCGAUAUCCGAAAUUUCUGGCAUAUCGUCCAACGCGAGUUCCGAGGCGCGAAAGGAACCACAUGGGACGGCAGACACUUGGAGAUCAAGCUGGAGAAAGAAGAGGAGGCAUGGUUGGAAGAGCGUGAGGACCCGAAUAUGAAACGUCGGCGUGGACAUGAGGAGGGAUCUCAAUAUGACGUUCUCAUGGGGAAGUUCUCCAAGAUCUGGAACGACUUUCUCAAGAGACAUUGGCAGUUCAUGGUCGAUGCUGGACUGGAGAAGUACGAGUUGGUGCCGGACUGGGUACGGCCACAUAUCAAACCACCUGCAAAGCCAAUCAACCCCGCCAGCAAUUCGACGUCAAGCACGUCCCAAUUUCCGCCGGAGGACAUGGUCGUCGUCGCCGAUGGAAAGUCUCUCAGAGAAAUCGUGGACGUUGCGAUUGAAAAGGCUCUGAGCAUCGGCAACGAAGAAGUUGCAGAGAACGUGCGUCAGGUCUACGCAGAGUCUUUGGCGAAUCCACACUUGAUGCGAUUGCUUAAGGAGCUACUCACACUACCUACGAGCGUGGAGCGAAACAAAGAGUUCUCGGCGUAUGUCAAGGAGUUGAAGAGGAAUCCGAGACCUAGUCAAGCGCACGCUGCUAUAUUGUUCCCGAAAAAGCCAAGUGCUCCGCCAACCUGGAACUUACCGGCAAACAAUUCACAUCGUGUCAACGGCAAGCCAUCGAAUUUCGCACCUGCUCCGGCUGUGACCACCCAGGUCAAGCCUCCUGUGCAGAAUGCAGCGCCGAAGAAGAGUCAGCCUGUGGUCAAAGCUGCUCCAACGGUCAAAGCUGUUCCGCCAGUCGUCGAGAAAGCAGCGACCCGAUCAACUCCGGCCAGUAACACAAAAUCGGCCAGCAAAGCCAAGUCUACCAGCAGUCCAAAGUCGGCCAGCAAAUCGAAAGCACCAAGCAAGGACAAAUCGCACGUCAAAUCCUCUGGCGACUUCGUGCACACUUCGCCUCCUGCCGACAUUUACACCCCACAGAGGUACCUUAUUCUUGGAAACCUGCUGUAUGCCCCUGUUGUUCAUCAGAUUCUUCGAAAGGCGCCUUGUCGGAGCAACGCCGAACUUGAGCUUUUGAAGAAGAUUCUGACGGAAGACCCGAAAACCACAACUGAUCUCGUCGCCCUGGCUAAGAGACUGGAGGCUGAGCUUCGACAGUAUGAUAAGGACGGCAAGGACGAUGGCCAGGCCGGCGCUGGAGCCUCGCGUGAUGAGUCAAGUGUCAAUUUGUCAAAGCGGCGGCGAGAAUCUCAGUCGUCUUCGGACGCGGCGAAGGAGGAGGAUCUGCUGGAAGCUCAACGCGCUGCAAAGCGUCGAAAAGUCAUCGAGAAUGAUCGCGAUGUCGAAUGGGGAACGAGCCGUCGCGGUCGUAGUAAGGCAAACAAGAACAAACGCAAGGACGUCAAUCGCAGCAACGACGAUGAUGAGGGAAGCGACUCAGAAUCCUCAGAUGAGGAGAUUGAAGUGCACAAGUCUGCUUACGUUGACGAGAUUUUGCGCAAACGCAAGGAGGAAGAUGCGCGAAAAGUGAUUGAGGAGCAGUAUGGUCCAGUCUCGCCGACGGAAGCUGGCGAUGGCGUUGAUGUGGAGGACUGGGCAUCGAUGGCAUCGCCAACACUACUGCCAGCAGAUCUCGAAGACGCUAACGAAGCACCGACUUGCCCAACGACUCGAUCACGCGCACGGAAUCGAGCACCGAUUCCACCUCCUCCAGAGCGUGCGAGUGCCAGUAAUGAGGCUUUACAGCUCAUCUCGGCAGCCGCAGCCAAUGCUGUCGCUAGGGAUCCUGGCAUCGGCCGUCUAGAAGCCAAGCUCGAUGCGCUUUUGAAGAACAAGGUACCACAUCCCUCCUCGGCCCUCAAAGCGGACGCGAAUGGACGUCAGGUGGAACGGACGGCAACUGAGCUGGCAGCAUCAUGCGAGUCAACUUUGGCCAGCAUUGCAGAAAUGUUGCGCAACUCCGACCAUGAAUCCCACAAUCCUGAGCUUAGUGUGGCCAUCUUGCAGCUCACCCAGAAUGCGACCAAGUCUGCCAGCUAUGCAGCUCAAGCCGCCGAGAGUGCUGCGAAAAUGGCUCAAGAUGUCGGUGUGGUGUUGCAGCUGAUGGCCAGCAAGACUGCAGACGAACAACCCGCUACCCCAUUGAGCAGCAAAGAAGAGUGA
Messenger RNA from Zymoseptoria tritici IPO323, 2438 nucleotides. RefSeq lists its product as uncharacterized. The coding region runs from base 150 to 2438 and encodes 762 amino acids. Lineage: Eukaryota; Fungi; Ascomycota; Dothideomycetes; Mycosphaerellales; Mycosphaerellaceae. The record is from RefSeq and is a predicted model, not a curated record. The transcript has a single exon.